This is a messenger RNA of Vicia faba (fava bean), 1065 nucleotides long. NCBI's taxonomy places the organism in Eukaryota, Viridiplantae, Streptophyta, Magnoliopsida, Fabales, Fabaceae. The record is from the annotation of a GenBank genome assembly.
AUGAGUUUUCUAACAGGCUCUCCUAAGAGUUCUUGGCAACCCAUUAUGACAGUGAAGACAAAUACUCAGAGUUAUUGGUUUAAUUGGAGGGUUUUGCUUUGUGGGAUUUGGGUUAUUCUUUCAAUCAUUUUCUCAUCAUUGCUUAUAUGGAAAUAUGAAAAAGGUUUGAGAAAUGUUGAGGCAAGAAAUGGUAGUGAUAGUGAAAGGGAGAGACAAGAAGAGAAUUCAGCAGUUUUGUAUGAGGAUGAAACUUGGAAGCCUUGUUUGAAAGGAAUUCAUCCUACUUGGCUUUUGGCUUUUAGAGUUUUUGCUUUUUUUGUGCUCUUGGUUCUUCUUGCUGCUAAUGCUGCUGUUGAUGGUGGAAGCAUUUUCUAUUAUUAUACUCAGUGGACAUUUACUUCAAUCACAUUUUACUUUGGGUUAGGAUCAAUACUCUCCAUGCAUGGGUGUUACCAACAUCAUAAGAAAGCGGGUGGCGAUAGUAAAGUUGAUAAUGUGGAUGGAGAUGCAGAACAAGGAAUGUAUAAUGUUCAUAUCCUUCCACCAAGUUUUUAUGCAUCAGACCAAGAGAAAAAUUUGGGAGUACCAGAAGAAGUUUUAGUUCGCCAACAUUCUGGAACUUGGGGUUAUAUUUUUCAAAUAAUAUUCCAGAUAAAUGCAGGUGCUGCAUUGCUCACUGAUUGUGUAUUUUGGUUUGUAUUUGUUCCAUUUCUAACCAUCAAAGAUUACAAUCUAAAUUUUUUGAUAAUCAUUAUGCACUCAAUCAAUGCUGUUUUCCUCAUUGGUGAUACAGCUUUAAAUUGCUUGCCUUUCCCUUGGUUUCGAAUGGGAUACUUUUGCUUAUGGACAGUCACAUAUGUGAUAUUCCAAUGGAUUGUUCAUGCUUGCAUUAAUCUCUGGUGGCCUUAUCCAUUUCUUGACUUAUCAUCCUCAUUUGCUCCACUAUGGUACUUUGCUGUGGCAUUACUGCAUAUUCCUUGCUAUGGUAUUUUCACUUUGGUAAUGAAGCUGAAACAUUACGUCUUGUCAACGUGCUACCCCGACUCAUAUCAAGGUGCUAGAUGA